UUGUUUACUUAUCAAACACACAAUUACACACACAAUGGGUAAGACUUCAACCACGUCUUUCGUGUCCAUUAUCAUGAUAGCGGUUUCGGUGCUUAUUGUAUCAGGGUUGGAAAAUGAUGAGCAACCUCCCAUGUGUAGGAGGGAAACAGAAAUUUGCUUGGGGUAUGGUGAAUACAGUUGUUGCGAAGGCCUAAUCUGUUUUCUGUGGACUGAGCACCUUCCUAUUGGUGGUGGAAUAUGCACGCCUUCAGGUCAGACACCACAACCACCACAAGAUGAGUGUCAAAAGAGACUUCAACUUUGUACGUUUUACGGUAAUUAUCAAUGCUGUAAUGGAUUGACAUGCAUCGGUGGUCCCAACCUUCCCCUUGGAGUUGGAAUAUGUACGUGAAUGAGUCCAUACAUCUGUGAAGCAACUCAGCAAGGGCAAAGCUAUAACCAUAAUAUUACUGUUAUCAUUAUAGUUGAGUGGAUCACUUUGUAAUUUUCACUUUGUAAUAACACCUCAUAUAGUCAUAUAUGGGAAAUAAUAUUAUUUUUUCAUGUCUUUAUAAAAUUAUAUCAUGUUAUUGUUUGCGUAUUUCAUAUCAA
Messenger RNA from Beta vulgaris subsp. vulgaris (sugar beet), 591 nucleotides. RefSeq lists its product as hypothetical. The transcript is spliced from 2 exons. NCBI's taxonomy places the organism in Eukaryota, Viridiplantae, Streptophyta, Magnoliopsida, Caryophyllales, Amaranthaceae. The record is from RefSeq and is a predicted model, not a curated record. Bases 35 to 391 code for a protein of 118 amino acids.